UUGAGCCCCAUGUCAGACUGAGCUCAGUGACUCCCCCCAGUGGCAGACACCCUGCCAUGCUGAUGUGCAGCGCCUAUGACUUCUACCCCAAACAAAUCAGAGUGACCUGGCUGAGGGACGGACGUGAGGUGAAAUCUGAUGUGACCUCCACUGAGGAGCUGGCUAACGGGGACUGGUACUACCAGAUCCACUCCCACCUGGAGUACACACCCAAGUCUGGAGAGAAGAUCUCCUGUAUGGUGGAGCACAUCAGCCUCACUGAGCCCAUGAUGUAUCACUGGGACCCGUCCCUGCCUGAGGCUGAGAGGAAUAAGAUAGCGAUCGGGGCAUCUGGUCUGGUGCUGGGAACCAUCUUAGCAUUAGCAGGACUGAUCUACUACAAGAAGAAGUCUUCUGGGGUGCUCUAGUAGCAACAAGGUGAGACUUGAAGGCACAUUGCUGUGUCUGCUGCAGAAAUGGAUCCCAAAUGAGAUUUUGUUGCUUGUUAUGGAACAUGUUCAGUAAAUGGUGAAGAUAUUGUGUGUGGUAAUACUGCUGUUUUGAGAAGGAGUAAAACGCUGGUUAAUGAGAAUAGAAAAUAGCUUCAGUCUGUUUUCAUUUCUUCAUGUUUUAGACUUUAAAUGUCCCCCUGUACUGACAUCACACCCCUUGUACUGACAUCACACCCCUGUCCUGACAUCACACCCCUGUCCUGACAUCAUACCCCUGUACUGACAUCACACCCCUGUCCUGACAUCACACCCCUGUCCUGACAUCACACCCCUGUACUGACAUCACACCCCUGUACUGACAUCACACCCCUGUACUGACAUCACACCCCUGUAAGCAACCUCCUUCAUGUCUCAUUGAUACGAUGUUAUAUGGUUGAUUUCAGCUCCCUUCAUUUUCUGCUCUGUCAUGGUUGUGGUGUCUUGUCUUCUAUAUAACUAGGACAUAUUUUACACACCUUUGAUUUGGUACAAGCUUUUCAAUAAACCAUUAAACAUG
Oncorhynchus mykiss (rainbow trout) is the source of this 987-nucleotide messenger RNA. The record is from RefSeq. Lineage: Eukaryota; Metazoa; Chordata; Actinopteri; Salmoniformes; Salmonidae.